GCGCCUUGGUGCUGAAUUGGGGAAGUCUGUUGUAUAUCAAGAGACCAAUGGAGAAACGAGAGUUGAAAUAAAAGAAUCUGUUCGUGGCCAAGAUAUUUUCAUUAUACAGACAAUACCCAGAGAUGUGAAUACAGCUGUGAUGGAGUUGCUCAUCAUGGCUUACGCACUGAAGACUGCCUGUGCCAGGAAUAUUAUUGGGGUCAUCCCCUACUUCCCCUACAGCAAGCAGAGCAAGAUGAGGAAGAGAGGUUCCAUUGUGUGCAAGCUGCUAGCGUCCAUGCUGGCAAAAGCAGGUUUAACUCACAUUAUCACUAUGGAUCUUCAUCAAAAGGAAAUACAAGGCUUUUUCAGCUUUCCCGUGGACAACCUUAGAGCCUCACCUUUCCUGCUUCAGUAUAUCCAGGAAGAAAUUCCAAAUUACAGAAAUGCAGUCAUUGUAGCUAAGUCUCCUGAUGCUGCAAAGAGGGCCCAGUCCUAUGCGGAGAGACUGCGUCUGGGUUUGGCUGUCAUCCACGGGGAAGCUCAGUGCACGGAACUGGACAUGGACGAUGGUCGUCACUCCCCGCCUAUGGUCAAAAAUGCGACUGUGCACCCAGGCCUGGAGUUGCCGUUGAUGAUGGCCAAAGAGAAGCCACCGAUAACUGUAGUUGGAGAUGUUGGAGGCCGCAUCGCAAUCAUCGUGGAUGACAUUAUUGACGACGUGGAGAGUUUUGUUGCUGCCGCGGAGAUCCUGAAAGAGAGAGGCGCCUACAAGAUCUAUGUCAUGGCCACCCACGGCAUCCUGUCUGCAGAGGCCCCCCGCCUGAUUGAGGAAUCCUCCGUAGACGAGGUGGUGGUGACGAAUACUGUCCCUCAUGAGGUUCAGAAGCUGCAGUGUCCCAAGAUAAAGACUGUGGAUAUCAGUUUGAUUCUUUCUGAAGCCAUUCGGAGAAUCCACAACGGAGAGUCCAUGGCCUACCUUUUCCGAAACAUCACUGUGGAUGACUAACUUUGACGAGGGUCUCGACCCUGGACCUCCUGAGGGAAACAUGGAAAAAGCAGUGCCAUGAGUGAUACAGUGUUUCCUUGCAAAGGAGGACUAGAAACAGCCUGGAGUUAGAUAGUCUCUCUUGCCCGGAUUGAUGGGUAGGAAGGAUUAAAAGAGUCAGGAAGAAGACAGAGCUAAUGGAUACAUGUCUUAACAUGGCCUUAAAUCUCUGCUGUCAUCAGCCCUGUUCCUUAAAAGUUCUAGCUGCUUUCCUGAAAAUAAUCUGAAAAUCUUAUUAAUACUAAAGAAGAGUUAAAGGCACAUAAAGUCUCAACUCUAUAAUGUUCAUUUAGUUGUUUCAGCUCCAGGGAAAUGGAGGUAUUGAUGUUGAACCUGGUUAGGGAAGCUGAGCGCCUGUGGCUCUAUUACUAUCCAGUUGGCCUCUUCCAAAUCAACUUCAAGUCUUUAUAUAGAGAAUCGUAUUUUUCUUUCAGAAAUUGUUAUGCCUACAGCCAUUGAAAAAUGAAGCAUUCAUGUUGUUACAUCUUCCAAGGAUGCCAGAUUAGAAAAUAGCAUCCCACCUCUGGGUAUCCGAAUGGCUCUGAAGUUGCAAAUAAAAGAAUGUGUUGUCUU
This is a messenger RNA of Piliocolobus tephrosceles (Ugandan red Colobus), 1600 nucleotides long. RefSeq names its product phosphoribosyl pyrophosphate synthetase associated protein 1 (gene PRPSAP1). Lineage: Eukaryota; Metazoa; Chordata; Mammalia; Primates; Cercopithecidae. Gene Ontology annotation, molecular function: ATP binding; ribose phosphate diphosphokinase activity; magnesium ion binding. Gene Ontology annotation, biological process: purine nucleotide biosynthetic process; 5-phosphoribose 1-diphosphate biosynthetic process. Gene Ontology annotation, cellular component: cytoplasm; ribose phosphate diphosphokinase complex. The record is from RefSeq and is a predicted model, not a curated record. The coding region runs from base 140 to 988 and encodes 282 amino acids. The transcript has 9 exons.